Messenger RNA from Poecilia reticulata (guppy), 838 nucleotides. It is a transcript of the gene pkib, whose product is annotated as protein kinase (cAMP-dependent, catalytic) inhibitor beta. The record is from RefSeq and is a predicted model, not a curated record. Gene Ontology annotation, biological process: negative regulation of protein kinase activity. Gene Ontology annotation, molecular function: cAMP-dependent protein kinase inhibitor activity. NCBI's taxonomy places the organism in Eukaryota, Metazoa, Chordata, Actinopteri, Cyprinodontiformes, Poeciliidae.
CGGCUGAGCGCUCGAGCGUCAGUCGGGCAGUCUCCGCCGCCUCUCCUAGCGCGCGCAGGCCCAUCGGAGAAGGCUUUGAGCCGCGGUGAUGAGCCGUACCGGACGGACUCGCUGACACGGCGCACUUUCUCAUCGCCCCCUCCCUCUAUCUUGCAUGCUGAAGAUGGUGGCAGUCGGUUAAUUCCAACUUCGGACUGCUUUGUUUUUCCUUCUGCGAAGCGCACUUCAUUGUGAGCCUGUGAUGACGGAGGUGGAGCCUGUACUGGACUUUGCCUCCUCAGGGCGCUCUGGGAGGAGAAAUGCUCUUCCGGACAUCCUCGGAUCUCCAGCAGGAGUGAACCCCGGCGACCUGCCUCUGAAACUGGCCGAGCUCUCUCUCGAAGAUGGCCCGGGAGGAGCUCAGUCACCCACGGCGGAGGAGACCCCCGCGCCACCGGAGGGCUCGGAGGAGAAAAACGGAUCGUAGUCGCUUGUUCAUUAACUUCCCUGAGGACGAUGCAGAGGUCAGCUGAGCGGAGCGAGGCGAGGAGCGACCUGUGGAAGAGCGAGCGACGAUCCGCGGAGAGUUUGCCUGUGUUGCGGAGCAGCAGAACCACAGGGGGGGAGGGAGACAGAGGGACUCCCGAGAGGACCGAUGCCUGGAGCUUUGUGCUGGUUAACACUUCGCACUAUAUGAAAAGGUUCAGAUGACACUCGGCUGGUGUUUAUCUGUUCAAAGGUGACUCGUACAAACCGCUGAGAACACAACCCGGAGAAUCAAAGGGACAGUAAAAGAUUGCACACUGUACAGGACUAUUUUUGUAUGAUUUAUUUAAAACUAAGGAACCUGUUGCUGUAA